Molecule: messenger RNA, 4178 nt
Organism: Lineus longissimus
Lineage: Eukaryota; Metazoa; Nemertea; Pilidiophora; Heteronemertea; Lineidae
Product: krev interaction trapped protein 1-like
Exons: 19
Coding region: 157-2445 (762 amino acids)
Biological process (GO): cell redox homeostasis; negative regulation of angiogenesis; regulation of establishment of cell polarity
Cellular component (GO): plasma membrane; cytoskeleton
Molecular function (GO): protein binding
Source: RefSeq, a predicted model, not a curated record
CAAUAUAGUAAACAUGGAGGACAAAGUGCCGAUAGUGCAGACAAAUUAUGGAAAAAAGUUCUGCAAAGUUUAAUUCUAGUGGAUAAUAAAAUGUGCUAAUAUGUGGAAUAGUUAGAUAUAUAUGUGGAACCCCGGACUUCCAUGGGGUGAGGGGCCAUGGACUCCAUCAUCGCAGUAAUCCGUCCAAAACAUCGCCAGUCGCAAAAUCAGGAAUUCCGACCUCGCAAUUUUGACAUAUUGCUCGUCGAAUAUGCUAAUGAGCGAGCGAAAACAGUCAAGCAGUUGCCAAGGAUUAACGUUCCUUACAGUGAGGAUCCGGCAGAGUAUAUGAAGAGAACCCUAUAUCAUAUAACUGGUGCUGAUAAGGGGGGAAUAAAAACUAAACGUGCCAUUUAUAUCCCGCCUGCAAGGAACGAACCGGGCGAUCAGGGAAUCCGUGAGUCGUAUACUAAAGGCACCUUAUUCUGUCUUCCUGUCGAUUCUAGAGAACGUCUCAAUGCCAGUUUUGUUGAAAAUGCGCCCAGUAACCCGAGGUUUUACUCCUUGGAUACGAUUCUUGACUCGCACAACAAUCCAGUUGUCUAUUCAAAACAGACCAAGUUUAUGCUCAGGAGAUUGGAAAGUUGGUUAAGAGAAAAGCAUGCCCUUGUUCCUGGUUUCACCGAAGCUUUGUUUCGUGCAUCAUCAGAGUACCGGCUUAAAACUGUCGUCACCAAUCCAGCAUUUAUACCGUUAAAACGUCAAGAUAAGUCUGAUUUCCGCAAGUCCAACAGUAGCCCAUCAGAAGAAAUCCAGCACACAGCCAACGAAGCACUCGCCAAAAUGGUCGCCCUGGAAAAGUGUGACAUGGUGGUGAUUAACCCACUGUUUGGCUCGGGACUGCCAUAUAAGAAUAAGCCACUGAGACUCAGACAGGACGGUAGCGUUGUUCCCUUCAUCCCGAGUAGAAUGUCUGGACACUCAAUGGUGGAUGCAUUUGCCAUCAAUCGGUUUUGGAAGGUGGGCCUGCCAGACUACAGCAAGAUGAAAGUGCCAGAGACGCACGACACACUCAGUAAGGCUUCCGUUAGUGAAAGUUGGAUUGAGGAGUUUCCACUACACAAGUGCGCAUAUGAGGGUGAUUGUGAGACGAUGAAGGAGUUGAUCAACAAAGGUCAUUCCGUCAUCCAGAAAGACCAGGUGGCCUGGACACCUAUACAUUAUGCUGCUUGGAAAGGACAUCUGGAUGCUGUCAAACUAUUACUAACCGAAGGAGAGUGCCCGCCGAACAUAACGAAUGACUCUGGAUCAACUCCGCUACACUUUGCCUCCUUGUGUGGUCAUCCAUUGGUCAUCGAAGCGCUGCUGAAUCACAGGGAUAUUGAUGUGAAUGCUAAGGAUAGGGAGGGAAAGACGCCAUUAAACCUGUGCGAACAUGUGCCAAAACCUGACUGGCAGGCUGCAGCCAGGUUACUACAGAAAGCCAUCGAGAGACCCGCACCAAAAAUACAAGUCCAUCUAAUGGAUGGGUCGUACCGGAUGUUGAGUCUUGUGUCGGGAGCCAACACAUCAGUUCAGGAGUUGAAUCAACAAAUGGUUCGGGAGUUGGAGAUGCCAGAGAGUUGUAAACAUAUCUUCACCAUAUGGAUCUGCUCAAAAUAUUUACAAUUACAACUGAAGUACGACCAUAAACCCAUCCAACACCUCAACGAUUGGAAAAGAAAAAUAGUUGGCAUGCUGACAGACUUUGACCCGCAGAAAGAGGAUCCGAAACUCUUCUGGAAACGGGAUGCAAGAUUAACGAUUGUUGACGAACGAAAAAUCCGCCAUGCGCCAUGUACCAACUACCUCUUUCACGAGGCAUAUCAGAACUAUAUCAAGUCAUUAUAUCCAUGCGCUGAUGAGGAUGCUGUGAUAUUGGGGGCGUUGCUGUUGCAGUUAAAUCAGGGAGACUAUGAUACCAAAAAAGCAAAGUCAUUUUUCUCAAAUGAAAAAAAUCUCCAGACACUCAUACCGGUUGGAAAGUUAAAAGCGAGAGGUGUGAACUGGUCUAAUAAGCUCCAGGCGCGAUAUAAACAAGUCUCUUCCCAUUUGAAAGAUAAAACCACUGAGGAUCUCAAGUUUCGGUUUCUGACGUUAUGUUGGAAUUUGACGGUGUAUGGUUCAGCGUUCUUCACGGGUUAUGUAAAUAUCAAGUCCUCCAAAACCCCUGUGGCUGUGUAUAUUGGUGUCAACGAUAUUGGUCUCCACAUCAUUCAUGGACACAAUAAGAUGAUGCUUCAAAGUUUCAACUACAAUGACAUCGACUGGAAAUGCGAUUCGGAGUGGUCGACGCUUCAGGUCCGGUUAAAAUCGCAGCCCCGAGCGGGGGUGUCGUUACGCACGAAACAAGCUGGACUUAUAUAUCAUUUGAUGUCAAAGUUAGCGCAGAUAAAUGGUGCUCCCCUUCCUCAGAGUGUCACGUGAUCUUAACAUCACGUGUCACAUGACUUUUGGAACAUUAGCGAGGCUUGCAGGAUAUGUGUUAUUUAUGGGAUGUGGAAUUUUGUGGAAUUAGUGGAAUUUUGUGCAACAUUGCAGAAUUCGUUGGGAUUCAUUGAAACUUGGCAGAAUCAGUAGAUUUGUUUAUAUCAUGCAGUUUUUUCAACCGUGAAAAGUUUGUGAAGUUGCUGUUACUGAUUGGCCGUACCACAAAUUAUGUGUUUGCUUCAAAGUUUGAUGGUAAAUGAAUGAGAAUUUUCUUGCAAAUUUAGUUUGCGCUUUUGCGAAUUUUGCAAAAAGUUAACGGAUCAGUUUACUGAUGAACCAGAAGAAAAACAAACAAACUUCAAUAAAAAGCCGGCUAUUUCUUUAAGGCACAGGGUGAUCCCGAGGGGGGGGGGGCAAAAUAUGUUAUUUAGCCAUUCUGUAGAACAUUGCAUCAUUGAAAGGCCCAAUAAAUUUUCAUUGAAAUCACCUAGAAACAUGGCGCGACCAUAAACUAGAAGAUUCAGGAAAAUGGUUGAAAAGUUGCAUGCAAAGAGUGAGUGUGAUUGGCUAAUAGGCUGGGUUAACAUUGUCAUUUAAAACAUGUCACCUUAACAACAGACUAAGGGGAAUCAGUGGCAGAGUGGCUUAUAACCAGGAGGUCGUAGGUUAGAUACUCGGACGGAUCAGCACUGUUUCGUCUUUGUGUCCUUGAGCAAGACACUUAACCCUUCUUGCUUUUCUCCACCCGGGAGUAAAUGGGUACCAGGCCUGCCAGGGAAUUUAACCUGCGACAGACCAGCAUCCUAUCCAGGGGGAGUAAUACUCCUAGUUGCUUCAUGCUACAGAAACUGGGAUAAGCUCCGGCCGGAUGAGCUGUUCACGGCUCAGGCAAUAGCCCAGCUGACUUUAACUUAACUUAACAACUCACUGGGAGUGGAAUACAUGAAAUUCACUGUGUCAGUUUUCACCCUUAUGUGAUUUGUUGUCAUUUUUUCAAGCCCAAUUCAAUUUACUAGCAUUCUUACGAUAAGUGACCUCGUCAAACCUAUGUAUAGCAAGCCUUAUGUGAUAAGCCAUUGAAAAAUAAUGAUAAGAUUUUAUAGCCCUGCAUAAUUGAAAUCAAAAUUUAUUAAGCCUUUCAAUAGGGCUAUUUACACAGGACCAAACCCAACCAAACUAGACAAGGACCAGAGCAGAUCACAUCACUCAUAACGUCAUGAAUGACGUAUAUGUAAGUCUCGUAUGAUGUAAAUAUGUACAUGUACAUGUACAUCGAACUGGACCAGACCAGACCAGAUUACGUUCGUGCGUGUUUAAACAGCAUACGAAUCUGGACCAAUCCGGAUCAAUCUAGAUCGGUUUGAUCCCGUGUAUUAAACGGCCCUAAUGAAACAAUGUUUUAAUUAACACCCUGUAACUCGAGAAUUAAAAUGUCGGUUUGCAGUUAUAUGGGAUGACUGUCAAUGCUUGGGUUGGGAGCUGUAGGUACAGGCUUACUGAUAUGUCUCCCAAAAGCACAGAAAAUCCAGUGAAAACAGACAUGAUUUUCAAAUAAUGAUAUUUGUUGAAUUUUAUUGGUAGGCUUUAUAUACCUGUGUUUGACAUGCAUAGCAAUGUUUUGAGUUUCCUUAGAUCUAUUGUGUAUGAUAUUAGUGAUGAAGACUUUUUAGACAAUGUAAAAAUGUGUAUAGAAAUGAUCGCUCUGUAUAUUUGUACAUUAAAAUUGAUAA